GGCAAAACAAAAUGGCGGAUUUUCAGAAAAAGGGGUCAGAGCUGCUGACCAUAAAGCAGUUAAAAUAAAUAUACAAAUGAAUAUAUACUGUAAUUAGUUAGGUUGGCAAACGGAUCACUGUCAACUAAUUGAAUAGUAUUUGUUUAUUUUUUAUAAGUUGUAACUUUUUCCUGUGGCUGUUUAACCAUCGUAUUGGUAACUUUACAAAGUCUGUCCAACAACCGCCAUGGCGGAGGAGAGGAGGCCAAAGCAGUGCACUGUGGUUCUGCCCACUGAGUCUAUGAAGGCCAUGGCAGAGUCCAUAGGUGUGGGCCAACUACAAGAGGAGAGCUGUGCCGCCCUGAGCGAGGAAGUCAGCUACAGAAUAAAGGAGAUUGCCCAGGACGCUUUGAAGUUUAUGCACCACGGGAAGAGACGUAAACUGAUGACCAGCGACAUAGAUCAUGCUCUUAAAAUUAAGAAUGUAGAGCCCCUCUAUGGCUUUCAGUCACAGGAGUUUAUCCCAUUCCGCUUUGCCAGCGGUGGAGGGAGAGAACUUCACUUCUAUGAGGAGAAAGAGGUGGACCUCAGUGACAUUAUCAACACACCGCUCCCUAGAGUCCCACUUGACGUUUCGCUCAAAGCUCACUGGUUAAGUAUUGAAGGUGUCCAGCCUGCUAUACCGGAGAAUCCACCCCCAGCACCUAAAGAGCAACAAAAGGCUGAAUCUACAGAGCCCCUGAAAGCCGUAAAGCCGGGUCAGGAGGAGGAGGGCUCCAUCCAGAAGGGCCAGGGAGCUACUUCUGCAGAGGCUAAAGGUAAGAAGGAGGGUCUGAUAAGGAUGAAGCCCCGCAGUACUCAUGAGCUCUCAGUGGAACAGCAGCUGUACUACAAGGAGAUAACAGAGGCCUGUGUCGGUUCCUGUGAGGCCAAGAGAGCUGAGGCUUUACAAAGUAUUGCUACAGACCCAGGACUCUACCAGAUGCUCCCCAGAUUCAGCACUUUUAUCUCUGAAGGGGUUCGCGUGAAUGUGGUGCAGAACAACCUGGCCCUGCUCAUUUACCUGAUGAGGAUGGUCAAGGCCCUCAUGGACAACCCCACACUCUACCUGGAGAAAUAUCUGCAUGAGUUGAUCCCAGCGGUGGUAACGUGCAUCGUGAGCAAGCAGCUGUGUUUGCGGCCGGAUGUCGACAACCACUGGGCCCUGAGGGACUUUGCCGCCCGCCUCAUGGCACAGAGCUGCAAGACCUUUAGCACCACCACUAACAACAUCCAGUCCCGCAUCACCAAAACCUUUACCAAGAGCUGGUUGGAUGAGAAGACCCAGUGGACGACGCGGUAUGGCUGCAUCGCUGGACUGUCUGAAUUAGGACCUGAUGUGAUCAAGACGUUGAUCAUACCUAGACUCACCAUAGAGGGCGCUCGUAUCAAAGCAGUGAUUGAAGGACCUGUGGUCUCCAACAUCGAUAAGAUAGGAGCCGAUCACGUCCAAAGCCUUUUACUGAAACACUGCGCCAGCGUCAUCGCCAAGACUCGCCCCCUGCCAGACAACAUGGAGCAGUACCGGGUAGACUACGGCUACCUGGGGCCAAUGUUGUGUUCUCACGUGGUAAAGGCCCGCGCCCAGGCGGCACUACAGGCCCAGCAGGUCAACAGAACCACGCUAACCAUCACACAGCCUCGGUCUACUCUAACAGUGUCCCAGAGCGGGAUAGGCGGGUCAGUGGGGUCACGUACCCCCAGCAUCAUCAAGGUACCCAGCUCCCUGACCCUCAUGUCCACCCGCCCAGGAACCCCAACGCAGCCUUCGCCCCCGGCAACCAAGUACAUUGUCAUGGCCACCAGCGCUGGGGCAUCCUCCACACAACAGGUGAUCACCCUGAGCUCCUCCUCGGCCUCCUCCGUGACCAGCACAGUGGCCAGCGCCGCCUCCACUUUGCAGCCCUUGGUCAAGCUGGAGUCUGGAGGGGGAGGCAGCCUGGGGGGAUCUCGGCCCCUCCAGAAGUACAUUGUGGUGUCCCUCCCCUCAUCCGCCUCCUCAUCCCUGGAGAGCAAGAGCGGUAUGCUCCCACCCUCGUCUUCCUCGCUGGAGGCCGGGAUGAAGAUGGAACGCUCUGACUCCCCCGGGGCCAGCACGCAGUCCCCUCACUGAUACUCUGGGGACAUCUCAAAUGCCACCCUAUUCCCUAUAUAGUGUGCUACUUUGGGGCUCUGCUCAAAAGGAGUGCAUUAUAUAAGGAACAGUGUGCCGUUAGGGAUGCAGACACUGGUGGCUGAGUGUCGUUGAGGCAGCCCUCCGACUGUUGACGGUGAUGAGUGAGACUUCUACCUCUCUGAUCGGACAACGCCUCAGUGCCUGGGGAGGGACUUUGAGGGGUGAAAACUAAGCUACCUCUUAGUCUGGAGAAGCAGAAGGAUUGUCAGGAAACAAGGGGUAUAUUAUUUGAAAAUACCACAGAUAUAUAGACCAGAUGGGAUUGAAUGGAUGGCUGGACGCAUGCAGUAAUGUGCUCAAAUCCCAUCCCUUACUCGACAUAUUGUACAUACAUUCACACUUGUCUAAAAAGCUGUGUGGGCAUUUAUAAUGGUUCAACCAACAUUCUAAUUGAUUUCAUGUUCCUUUUUUACACUAUAAUAAACCUGAUUUUGUAAGGAUUGUA
Molecule: messenger RNA, 2639 nt
Organism: Esox lucius (northern pike)
Lineage: Eukaryota; Metazoa; Chordata; Actinopteri; Esociformes; Esocidae
Gene: taf6
Product: TAF6 RNA polymerase II, TATA box binding protein (TBP)-associated factor
Exons: 15
Coding region: 227-2131 (634 amino acids)
Biological process (GO): RNA polymerase II preinitiation complex assembly; transcription initiation at RNA polymerase II promoter
Cellular component (GO): SLIK (SAGA-like) complex; SAGA complex; transcription factor TFIID complex
Molecular function (GO): transcription coactivator activity; protein heterodimerization activity; RNA polymerase II general transcription initiation factor activity
Source: RefSeq, a predicted model, not a curated record